AUGGCUACCAGACAUUUCAUUCAUGACGGGGCAACCCUCGUUCAGGACGCUCUGCAUGGACUGGCCCUGUCCAACCCGUCCAUACGUUACGACGAUGAUAUCAAAGCGAUCAUCAAUCCCCGCCAUGACGGGGACAAACAGGUUACCCUCAUUUCAGGCGGCGGAGCCGGCCAUGAGCCCUCCUUUGUAGGACUCGUGGGCGACGGCCUUCUCAGUGCGGCCGUCUCCGGGUUCAUUUUUGCCUCGCCGAGUGUCCACCAGAUUCAGAAUACCAUUGCCCGCGUGGGUGGCUCGGCGGGAACACUCCUCGUCAUCAUGAACUACACCGGGGACGUGCUCCACUUUCAUCUGGCAGCGGAAAAGGCCCGGCUGGCUGGAUUCAACACAGCCGUCCUGGUCGUGGGCGAUGACGUGUCGGUCGGUCGGCAGAAGAGUGGCAAGGUCGGCAGACGAGGCCUGGCAGGGACCGUCCUGGUGGAAAAGAUUCUCGGAGCCCUCGCGCAGCAAGGCAUGGCGCUGGAGGAGCUCCGCCAGGCCGGUGAGGAGGUCGUGAACAGCCUCGCGACGGUUGGUGCAGCGUUGGAUCAUGUCCAUCUGGUCGGAAAGCCGGCCGACCCGACAGAUCGCACGGAUCAGGUCGAAGUGGGCAUGGGAAUCCAUAAUGAGCCUGGGUGCUAUGUGGUGAAACCGCAACCGUCCAUCUCGGACUUGGUGGACCAGAUGUUGGAUAAGCUCUUGGAUCCCGAUGACGCCGAUCGGGCGUAUGUCUCGUUCACAGACACGAAUUUAUGCUUACUGGUCAACAACUUGGGAGGCGUAUCCAACAUCGAAUUUUCCGCGGUGACGAAGACGGUGGUCGAUCGCCUCGACCGACGGGGUCUAAAGCCUAUCCGGAUAUACUCGGGGAGUUUCAUGACCAGUUUGGACGGAAAAGGGUUCAGUAUCACGCUUCUGAAGGCUAGUCCUCAAAUGCUAGAGGCGCUGGAUGCCCCCGCGAUCACACCCGGAUGGUCAACCAGACCAAGGCCCGAUGUUGACGAACACGACCUGAAAACCUCCAUUGAGCGUGCUUGCUAUAAACUCAUCGCAGCCGAGGCCGAACUCGAUCGAUACGACUCGGUGGUGGACUGGGUCCAGGCUGCUGGGGAGGCACUGCAAGCCCUACGGCAAGCGACCUCAGCCCGCGCAGGAGACCGCACGAUUAUGGAUGCCCUGGAGCCUUUCAUAACAGCGCUGCAAGCGGGUGCGUCAGCGGCCGGGGCGGUGGAUGCAGCUCGGGCAGGCCGCAAUAGCACGCAAGGCAUGACCGCUUCGUUUGAGCGCGCUGUGUAUGUGCCGGAAGAAGGAUGGAGUCGGGUCCCUGAUCCUGGGGCGGCAGGACUGGUCUGCCUGCUAGAGGGGCUAUUAAGCCCGUAG
This is a messenger RNA of Aspergillus ibericus CBS 121593, 1416 nucleotides long. Its product is annotated as Dak1-domain-containing protein. The record is from RefSeq and is a predicted model, not a curated record. The coding region runs from base 1 to 1416 and encodes 471 amino acids. Gene Ontology annotation, biological process: glycerol catabolic process. Gene Ontology annotation, molecular function: glycerone kinase activity. Gene Ontology annotation, cellular component: cytosol. Lineage: Eukaryota; Fungi; Ascomycota; Eurotiomycetes; Eurotiales; Aspergillaceae. The transcript is spliced from 5 exons.